GUGGCGAAGUGCAAGAAGGUUUUCUCCUCAUCCGUCCGGAUAGUGAGAAGGGCAAAUUCAACGUGAUGUUCGUCAUGCGAAUCCUAGAGGGGAACUUUGCUCCAUGGGCCACCUUUCAGUUUCGACUUCUUAUGGAGGGUGCUCAUCGGUCAACACAAUUCUUUCUCAAUCGCCCAAACAUUCGAGAACUGCGUGAAAUUGAUGAGAAGUUCUAUGUGACUCUGUCCAUCCAAAGCUUUAAGCGUGGAUUGCCCAUGGUGCCCUGCUCCAGCAAGCCAACGGUGACCAUCGAUGCUGGGGAGCGUUUGGGUUUGAAGCUUUGGAGACGCUACAAGACGGAGAGACGGGGAGCAGCUGGCAGUAAGGGCAAGUUCUUUCUGUCCGAGUAUUUGACUAUCCUGGUGAAUGCUCUGGGAGAGGACAUUGAGACUUUUGAUACUUUGGAUGGAUUAGAAGUUGUCCCUUAUCAAUGCAUUGUUCGACGGAGCGACUGGGAACGCGUGAGAAUGCGCUUCUUUGACAUCUACCCCUUGGCGAAAGCUGCGUAUCGCAGGGCAAAUGGGGGCACGUAUGCGCCAAGUGUCCAUGAGGAGGUUGAAACAAAGUUCAAUCUGCAGGAACCCAAACGCAUCGAAGAGGAAGAAUCGCUGGACAUGCCCAAGUUGGUGGUACGAAAUACCUUCUUGGACCUCGAGGAAGAUGACACUCAAGAUCCUGCAGACAGGUGCGCGGCGCGCGGCCUGGUUCAGCGGAGCUCCGAACCGACGUCGUCGCGGACGCGGCCGGUGCGGUUGGACCGCGUCGCCGCCAUGGGCGCCAUGGGCUCCACACCCUCGCGGUGCUGCGAGGGGUGUGGAGACCGAGAGGCUGCAGAGGCUGAAGAAGUAGUGGCGAAGCCAUGGACUGAGGAGCCAGGCCCUUGCGCUCAGCCGUCCCGGGCGAAUGGGGCCCGGGCCGGGAUUGGCCCUCGAAGCUUGCUGGAUGUGCUGCAGGGCAAGUGGUUUCGAAAAGAGGAUGGCCAACCAGUGGGUGAUAUCUCAGGGCCCUACAUCGUUUGGCACGCGCGCUGGCAGUUCCGGGAGUCGGUCUCGCCCCUCAGCGAGGACCUCACCGGUGCUUUAGUCAUCGACUUGGAUGGCCAGCUGCAUUUCGGCCGACCCUACUUCGGUCCAGAGACGCUCAUCAGCUUCUUGGCGUUCGUGGAGGGAGCCGAGCUGAGGGAGCUGAGCUACUUCGGGAAAGAGCGACGGUGGAGAGGUGGAGAGCUGGUUCCGGAGCUGGAAGGUUGUGAGAUGUUGUGA
This is a messenger RNA of Durusdinium trenchii, 1301 nucleotides long. NCBI's taxonomy places the organism in Eukaryota, Dinophyceae, Suessiales, Symbiodiniaceae. The record is from the annotation of a GenBank genome assembly.